AUGUUCCAUGUGUGUGCCAGUGGUCUAGAUAGCAAUGAGGAGAUCAAAUUCAGCGGCGGCUUGGUAGAAAUAGCAGCACUGACUGCCGUGAUCGGAGGCUCUACUGCUGAGUCGAUUGCUUUGGGCAACCGCGGCGCCUGUGGCUUACCAUGGGCAGCUAUGAGCUCCUUCGGUUCGAUCUUCAUUGUCAAAGCAUGCAUAUCAGCAUGUACCCCAGGAUGGCUUCGGGAUACCAUCGGCGUGAGAACCACCGGCUCUGACAAAGCUGUAGGGUGCUGCUUGAGGUUGAGUAGGAAAGCAAAUACACGCGCCAUAACAGGCAGCGCUGUAGGGGUGACGGUGCAGUGGACCAAGAGCGAUGAUGCUUCUGCAUUACUAGUUGCCGGGAGCGAAGCAUUCGAAGACGUCUAUGCCUUUGACGAAUGGACAGCCGGUCCAUUGCGAUGUUGCACAGUCAUGCAGCCUGGAGAGCACCUCCAAGCGAAUAAGUACAUGAGAGAUCACUACUGGGAAAUGGCGCAGCGCUCGCAAACCAAGCAAGACUGGAUUGUUACUUUCGCAACAUUGCUGAAGAUCGUCGAGAUGUAUCUACUUUACCAUUUCGGCUCUCAGCGCAUCUUCCUAAUAACCGGAGCUAUCUGGGCCUACUCCUUCUUGUCCGCGAUUGCACUGCAACAGUUUCACGUCGGAAGAGCCACGACUGCCGGCGAGCAGCUGCGCCACAUUGACGUCGUAUCUGGAUCUCUCCCUACACCUCAAGUCGUUGGGGGCGAGCGCAGGAUUCUACUCGGAGUACCCGUCAAUCUUCGAAGAGGUCGCGCAUGGCAGGUCUUCUGGACGUUAGGCGCUGUCGUUUGCGUGAGCUCCCUCCUUGCCACUUAUACCAUCCUGUCCAAGGAGUCCAACAUCUGUUUCCGGAUCUGGAUCUGUUUCCAAGUAGUGUGGCUCGCACUCCGGUCGAUGUUCUUCCACUUUGCCCAGCAGGUAGAUGAUAUGAAACACAUCAUCGUACCAACAGUCAGGGAGAAGAACGAUUUGCCGGAAUUGGACUUGCGGCUUUUGGGAUUAGCUGCCGGUGUGUCCAAACACCAAGUUCUCAAUCAUCCUAGGGGCGCGUACAGCUACGCAGACGACCUACAAGACCCCGCAGUGAUCAAGAAGCUUUUCAACGACGCUGAUCUGCAAUAUACUGGCAGCAUGGAGGUUCCGGCCGCCAUAGGACCCGGAUCUGAGGUCGAUGUCACAGUCGUCGCAGUAAUCGGCGACACACUGCUCUCCAGUGUUGCGUGGCUUAUGGGCUCGACUCUCACCGGAAUAGAUCUUUACGACUCCUGUAUCUUGGCUAUUCGCGUAUCAGAUCAGGUACGAUUGAUUCCGUCAUGCCGUGUACUCUCUGGUCGCAUCAUUGACGAUGCCGAACCCGAUCCAGAAACAACAUUGCCUUCUAACUUCCGGCCCAAAGGAGCAGCAAACGAGGGUAGGGACAUUAGCUGGCGUUACUGGAUACCAUGUGGGCCUAACAGGUGGUUGUGGUACAGCACUCCUUGGGCGACACUCGCGAAGAUGGACCUGGGCAUAACGGGGACGAAGAGGAUGGUGGUGACUACAGCAGAAAGUAUCACAAAAGAGCUCUUGUCAGGCAUGUUGCAGAUCAGCAUGGAUAACGUACAGGCUGUGGAGGAUGCUUCCAUGCAGUCUGCAAACGCUGCUACGAUCAUAAAAGACAUGCUGACGGGAGAUAUGCCAACGCUUGGAAAGACCGCAAGGUGA
Molecule: messenger RNA, 1770 nt
Organism: Alternaria atra
Lineage: Eukaryota; Fungi; Ascomycota; Dothideomycetes; Pleosporales; Pleosporaceae
Exons: 2
Coding region: 1-1770 (589 amino acids)
Source: RefSeq, a predicted model, not a curated record